ACGCCUAAUUAAGGGAUCUAAUAUUGUUGCGUUAUUUCUGAAAUCAUAACUUGUCCUGCUCGCUGCUCCUGAGCUGUCAGGUUGAGAAUUAUCAUCGGUGUUUGAAAGCAACAGCUGGCGAGCAGGACUCAUAAAAACUCCCGAUUCACCGCAAACACCAACAACGCGAUGAGUACAAUCGACGUCUUAUUUCUAUAAAUAUAAUAAGUUUGAGCCUGAGUGGCUUGAAAUCCUACUAACGUUGUGUUUACUUAUUUCUCUCCAGCUUUGCAAGGUUAUUUGGACAUUUGAAGUUAUAGUUUAAAUUGAACUGAACUAAUAUAUGAGUCACUGUAUUGUGCUGAAUACGUAUAUUAGUAAUGACAAAAUACAGGCAAUGUUUGUAGCCACACAGCUCAUAUUGGUAUAAAUAUUCAAAUGAACGUAAGCUUCAGAGGAUGUAUUUGGAUUCAAAUAUAAAAGGUUACAGAAGGAACUGCUAGCCUUGCAGAAUGAUCCGCCCCCUGGAAUGAAGCUAAAUGAGAAGAGUGUACAGAACACCAUUACACAAUGGAUUGUGGAUAUGGAAGGAGCCUCUGGUACUCUUUAUGAGGGGGAGAAAUUUCAGCUUCUUUUUAAAUUUAGUAGUCGUUAUCCCUUUGACUCACCUCAGGUAAUGUUCACAGGAGACAAUAUACCUGUCCAUCCCCACAUUUAUAGUAAUGGCCAUAUCUGCCUGUCCAUCUUAACGGAGGACUGGUCACCAGCUCUUUCUGUGCAGUCCGUUUGUCUUAGCAUUAUUAGCAUGCUGUCUAGCUGCAAAGAGAAGAGGCGGCCUCCUGAUAACUCCUUUUAUGUACGGACAUGUAAUAAAAAUCCAAAGAAGACAAAAUGGUGGUAUCAUGAUGAUACCUGUUAAUAUGAACUUUCUAGAAGUCCUACUGACAUUAUAAAAGCACUUUCUGAAAUCAUAUGGUCUCUGAACUUUAAACUUGGACUCAAACGCAAGCAUGGACUCAGACCACAAACAUGAGAGAUGAUGUCAACUGUGUUAACGGUGGCCAGUUGGAUGCAUGUUUGGGGAAAAAUAAAAACAGACGAAGAAUGGAAAUCAGUUUGAAGAGGAUGGAAACAGACCUGUCUAAGGGUUGCUGUGGAAAAAUGUAGAUAAAUCCAGGAAGAAUCCAGGAUUUUAAUGUCCUUUUUUAUUUUUUUUUGUAAUGAGAUUAUUUCUGUCUUGGACCACACAUAUUCCUGUUCAUUUUUGUCAUCGGUACGUUUUAAGGUCCACGUGUCUUGUGCAAUAACAAGGAUAGGUGCAAAGCAGGGCAAAUAAUGAGAAAUCCAAAACGAAUCUGGAAAUGAUUGUAGUGUCCUUCGCUUCUUCUCUUUCCUUAUAUUCCUACUGAAACGAUAUGCACUGUGAAACGAUGACAGAAAAGAUCAGUUCAUUCUGAUGAGGAUAUGGCGCACUGCUUCAGCGAGUUUCUGAUGUUCCACUGUAAAAUAGUUUAAUUUAAGAAAGGUACUGUUUUCGUCUCAAGUUCUGCUAUCAGUCGAAAUGGUGGUUUCGUUGUUAUUUAUGCUUGUAAGGUCUAUAAUUUGUUUGUUUGAGCAUCAAAACCAACCUUGACCAUCCAUGAACUCAUGUUGUCCUCUACAAAGUCAUACGGGAUGAACCAGUGUUGUAUGUAGGUUUGCCGCUAAAGCAGAUCUGUAGGUAACCCAGUUUAUUGAAUGUUGACAAGAACGUUCUGUCUUGUAUUUGUAUUUGUAUAAAAAUGUUCUGUUCUACGAGGCAUAAGCGUGAAUCUAUUUUUUUAGAUUCAUCAAUCAAAAAUUUUUUGCUUCAUCCAUAUUUUUUAUUUUAUUUAUUUUGGUUCAAGCAAUGAAAAAACUGAAGAAUGGCAGUAUGUUCGAGAGUGUAUAUCUUAUUUGAUUCUUGGGGACAUGUUUUAUUCUCUGUAACCUAUAUAUUGUCAAGAUGCUGAUUAUCCUGGUCAUACUUGCCUGGCUCAGGUGAUUUUUUUCAAGGAAGGGGGAAAAAAAUCUAAAAUAUUCCUAAAUAUUUUCCAUUUGAUUAUAUUAUCUCCUAAAGGACUGUUACAUAGUUCAGACAAAAUUACAUGGUCUACAUGUAGAUAUACAAAUUAUGUUAUAGCAGAGCACAUGUUUGAUAAUGUUUGGAUCCUGCACUUUUUCCAAAUUUAGAUUAUUUUAUUUCUCCAAAAAUGAGUGUUUCUAUGGUCACAGAUUAUCCGGUAGUUGCAACCCGAUCUCACGGCAAUUUGUACAUUUUUCACAUUUUACGAGUUGCACAAUUCGUAUGAAAUUGUACGAAUGACCUACACCUAACCCCGCCCCUAAACCUAACCGUCACUGGGGUUUAGACAAAUCGUAUAAGGUCGUACAAAUUCGUACAAAUAAGCCACCUCGUAACAUAUGUACGAAUUGGCCGUGAGAUAGCGUUGGUAGUUUUGCUUUUGUGUUAUCUUGGUAGGGUGGGGUAACAUUUUUUGUCCCCAACAAUUCUAUAUCUUAUGGUUUGGUAUCAAUUGUAUUUGACUUUAUGGUAUCUGGUCAGUAAUGUGAGAUCUCACACUGUUUAUUAACUUCAUACACCCCAAAGAUGUAUUUUUAGCCACCCAUUCAGAAAUACUUGAAUAUUCCAAACCUGGUUGGCUUGUCUUCUGUUCCGUUGUCUGUGGUACAGUGUGCUUAGACUUCUAAGUGAAUGUGCUGGUGGAGGAAAAACAAAAAGAAAUGGAGAUGGCCAUGACUCUUCCCUCUGCACACAAUAUCAGGAUACUUUAUUUAAUGUUACACAUGUAAUUGUCCUUACUACUGAAAGAGAAUGUGUGGAAAUGACAACAGGGCUAAACUUGAAUGUGUGAUUGGUGGAUGAGAAAUAUAUUGACACCUGUGAUCGUUUGAAAGGAAGUCAAUAAGUGUACACACUUCUGGUUAAGUAGACUUGGGUAUCUAAAAAGUUGUAUUCUUUUUCAUUAAUGAAGGGUUCUAUUUAAAUUGGUUUGCGAGUUGUAGGAGUUAUUGUUUUGAUAACUUUUUUUCCCGUUUUUUUAUGUAAAAAUUAUGUAAGUUGUGCCUGUUAAUUUAAAUAAUAAAAAUACAGGUUUUGA
Carassius gibelio (silver crucian carp) is the source of this 3119-nucleotide messenger RNA. RefSeq names its product probable ubiquitin-conjugating enzyme E2 W-B. The record is from RefSeq and is a predicted model, not a curated record. Gene Ontology annotation, biological process: proteasome-mediated ubiquitin-dependent protein catabolic process; protein polyubiquitination. Gene Ontology annotation, cellular component: nucleus. The transcript has 6 exons. NCBI's taxonomy places the organism in Eukaryota, Metazoa, Chordata, Actinopteri, Cypriniformes, Cyprinidae. Gene Ontology annotation, molecular function: ubiquitin conjugating enzyme activity. Bases 509 to 898 code for a protein of 129 amino acids.